Molecule: messenger RNA, 333 nt
Organism: Megachile rotundata (alfalfa leafcutting bee)
Lineage: Eukaryota; Metazoa; Arthropoda; Insecta; Hymenoptera; Megachilidae
Product: dolichyl-diphosphooligosaccharide--protein glycosyltransferase subunit 4
Source: RefSeq, a predicted model, not a curated record
UAGAUUGUGGCAUAGCGGCGUGUAAACGUGUCAAACCACGUAUUCACAUAUAAAUGUAUUGAACUGUAUAUGUUAUAAAAUAAUUCUUUAAGAUGAUCACGGAUGUACAACUGGCUGUAUUCUGUAACAUCCUCGGAGCUACGUUAUUUUGCUUAGUAUUUCUUUUCCACUACAUAAAUGCAAAUUAUUCGAAAUAAAAAUAUACGAUGAUUGUCUUAACAUAACCUGCACCAUGUCACGAGAAAGUUUUACAAAUGGAGUUACGCAGCUAUAUGUUGUAUUUCAUACUGUUGAAUAGAUAUCACCGAAAAUAAAUGCAUUUACAUUCAUAAA